Syngnathus acus (greater pipefish) is the source of this 1920-nucleotide messenger RNA. It is a transcript of the gene tpk1, whose product is annotated as thiamin pyrophosphokinase 1. The transcript has 10 exons. The record is from RefSeq and is a predicted model, not a curated record. The coding region runs from base 131 to 886 and encodes 251 amino acids. Gene Ontology annotation, biological process: thiamine diphosphate biosynthetic process; thiamine metabolic process. Gene Ontology annotation, molecular function: thiamine binding; ATP binding; thiamine diphosphokinase activity. NCBI's taxonomy places the organism in Eukaryota, Metazoa, Chordata, Actinopteri, Syngnathiformes, Syngnathidae.
CUUCCUUGUUUGCCCUCGUUGACUGUUUACAUCGUCCAUGGCGGAAGUAUCGCGGCCCAGUGGAGAAGAUCGGAGAAAAUGUACUAUAUAUCCUGGCGAGUUGUCUGAUUGAAGACGUGCUCCUGCAGUCAUGGAUGAAGAGCUGUCACUUUUGGAGUGCCUGCUGCCCUCAGGCAAACAGAAGAUCGGUUUGAUCAUCUUGAAUCAGCCUUUGAAUAAGGAUCACCUUCACAUACUAUGGAGUAAAGCUCUUUUGACGGCAUGUGCUGAUGGUGGUGCCAAUCACCUGUAUAACAUCACCGGAAAGAGUGACAGCUUCUGCCCCGACUAUAUCAGCGGUGAUUUCGAUUCCAUUACUGAAGAAGUCCGAGCUUUCUAUGCUGACAAGGGAUGCCGGUUGAUAGAAACAAGUGACCAGGAUCUUACAGAUUAUACCAAGUGUCUGGUCAUCAUGUUGGAAGAGAUUCAACAAAGGAAUCUGCAGGUGGACGCCAUUGUGACCUUGGGUGGGCUGGCGGGACGAUUUGACCAGAUGAUGGCUACUAUUGACACCCUCCAUCACGCUCUCUCUAUGACGAAACUUCCACUGUUAGUCAUCCAGGAGAGCAACCUGGCCUAUCUGCUCAGACCUGGCAAGCAUACGCUCAGGGUGAACACGGGCCUCGAGGGGGAUUGGUGCAGCCUUAUUCCAGUUGGGGGACCCUGCCAAACAACCACCACUGGACUCAAAUGGAACCUGAAUAACCAGGUUCUGCAGUUCGGGAAGCUGGUGAGCACAUCUAACACCUACGAGUCGGUUUCUCCUGGACAUCCCAGGAGGUGCGUAACAGUCAGCACGGACCCAGCCUCUGCUUUGGAGCAUGGGCAUCCUGAAGGACAACAAUAAUCCAUCACUUUUUUUCUUUUAACUUCAUAAGUGUGAUUGAAACUGAAGUUAACAGCCAACAUUGGACAAGAGACAGGGUACACAAUAUUAGAAGGCAGGAUUAUCAAAAAUCAUUUUUUAAGCCACACUAGGUUUAUUUUAAGUGAAGUGUUUAGCCUCUAGGGGCACAUAGGACAUACUGUGAAUACAAUGAAAUCAAUCAUGAUGAGGAAUUUUCAAGAGUUUAUUGGUCAGAUGAGGAAGAAAACAAACACUCAUCUUGCACCCCUAUUUUGUUGUAUUUACAAAAUGAAAGAAAUGUCAACAGAAAAUGUCACUUCUUCAGUCCCCCCAGCACAACUUCGCACAUCUGGAUCCAGAUGUUAAGGCCAUUUAACCACCACUGCAAGACAAAAUAAAAAUAAUGGCAUUACGUUGUGCACAUACAAUUGAAUAAGAAGCUUGGAUCAUGUUUGUGUUUGUCCAUGUCUUGCAAAUGUGCCAUCAUUGAUAGCUGAUAGCUUUUACAAAUUGAAAUGAUCAAGCUUUCUGAAUUGUGCAAAAAUAAAUAUUACACCUUAGUUCACUCUAGGCAAGAGGCUGAAUAAUUAGAUGUCCUUCCACUAGAUGGCAGAAGGUACAUAACAGUAUUUUAAUUUUAUUUGCUUACAUUUAACUUGAGGUGAUAUUUCUACACGGAAGACGAAAACACCAAAGUAUAACUUACACAAUGAUGUUUUGAUGGGGAUAGGAUCAGCUUAACGAAGAACCCAAUGAAACCCAUGAUAGCGAAUCCAAUCGCUGUGGCCAUUGCAAUUUUCUGGAAUUCUGGAAAGAUGAUCAGAUAUAGUCCAUGAAACCAACAAGUGGUACUCGGAGUAAAAGGACCACUCAAAGAGUGUACAAACCUUUCCUGUCGGGUUUUGUGCAUCUCUUUACCAGCCUUAUCGAGUCUUUGACAAAUUGCCGACUGGGCUCAACAAACUGCAUGACUUGAUCCAUGUUAGCUGAGACAAGAAAGCGUCACAUGAAAACAUAAAAGAACUCAAACAAUG